GCCGGCAGCCCGGCUGCGAGCCCCGCUAUUCCGCGCCGCACCAUGACGGAAGAAAGCAAAGGGGAAGGCAAGGGAGAGAGCGGGAAGGACUUGGAGAAGCAGCUUCGCCUGCGCGUGUGCGUCCUCAGCGAGCUGCUCAAGACGGAGCGGGACUACGUGGGCACGCUGGAGUUCCUGGUGUCGGCAUUCCUUCACCGAAUGAUCCAAUGUGCUGCAGCCAAAGUGGAUAAAAAUGUCACGGAAGAGACAGUUAAGAUGUUGUUUUCAAAUAUUGAAGAUAUUCUUGCAGUUCACAAGAACUUCCUGUCCCUCGUAGAGGAGUGUUUGCAGCCAGAACCCAGCGCACACCAUGAAGUUGGAACUUGCUUUCUUCAUUACAAAGAGAAAUUUCGUAUCUAUGAUGAAUACUGCAGUAACCAUGAGAAGGCACAGAAAGUUCUGCUUGACCUCAACAAAAUAAGAACAGUGCGGACAUUUCUUCUGAAUUGCAUGCUCCUUGGAGGACGUAAGAACACAGAUGUACCAUUGGAGGGAUAUCUUGUAACACCAAUACAGAGAAUAUGCAAGUAUCCUCUUCUUUUGAAGGAGUUACUGAAGCGGACUCCAAGGAAGCACAGUGACUAUGCAGCAUUAAUGGAAGCCCUCCAGGCUAUGAAAGCUGUCUGUUCCAACAUAAAUGAAGCCAAGAGACAAAUGGAGAAAUUAGAGUUUUUGGAAGAAUGGCAGUCUCAUGUUGAAGGAUGGGAGGGGUCUAACAUCACUGAUACAUGCACAGAAAUGCUGCGAAGCGGAUUACUUCUGAAGAUUUCAGCGGGAAAUAUCCAAGAGCGGAUAUUCUUUCUCUUUGAUAACCUUUUGGUAUACUGCAAAAAAAAGCACAGGCGAUUGAAGAACAGCAAAGCAUCUACAGAUGGCCAUCGUUACCUCUUUCGGGGCAGAAUAAACACAGAAGUGAUGGAGGUAGAGAAUGUAGAUGAUGGAACAGCUGACUACCACAGUAGUGGCCACACUGUCAUUAAUGGCUGGAAGAUCCACAACACAGCUAAGAACAAAUGGUUUGUAUGCAUGGCAAAAACUCCUGAAGAGAAGCAAGAAUGGUUGGAAGCUAUUUUGAAAGAGCGAGAGAGACGAAAAGGUUUGAAAUUGGGCAUGGAACAAGACACUUGGGUGAUGAUCUCUGAGCAAGGAGAAAGACUGUACAAAAUGAUGUGCAAGCAAGGGAGUCUCAUCAAAGACAGGAAGAGGAAAUUAACCACGUUCCCCAAAUGCUUUCUUGGAAGUGAAUUUGUGUCCUGGUUGUUAGAAAUUGGAGAGAUACACAGAUCUGAAGAAGGUGUUCAUCUUGGCCAAGCUUUAUUAGAAAAUGGCAUUAUCCACCAUGUUACUGAUAAGCACCAGUUCAAACCUGAACACAUGCUGUACAGAUUCCGAUACGAUGACGGAACAUACUACCCCAGGAGUGAGAUGCAGGAAGUGAUUUCUAAGGGUGUACGACUGUACUGUCGUCUUCACAGUCUCUUUACCCCAGUAAUUAGGGAUAAAGAUUAUCAUCUGCGAACCUACAAAUCUGUUGUCAUGGCUAACAAACUCAUAGACUGGUUGAUUGCACAGGGAGAUUGCCGGACCAGGGAAGAAGCUAUGAUCUUUGGUGUAGCUCUUUGUGAUAAUGGUUUUAUGCACCAUGUGUUAGAGAAAAGUGAAUUUAAAGAUGAGCCACUGCUGUUCCGUUUUUAUGCAGAUGAAGAAAUGGAAGGGUCAAAUAUGAAACACAGACUGAUGAAACAUGAUUUGAAAGUAGUGGAAAAUGUUAUAGCUAAGUCAGUGUUGAUUAAAUCUAAUGAAGGCACCUAUGGUUUUGGUUUAGAAGAUAAAAAUAAGGUGCCAAUUAUUAAGGUGGUGGAGAAAGCAUCGAAUGCUGAGAUGGCAGGCUUGGAAGUUGGGAAAAAAAUCUUUGCCAUUAAUGGUGACCUGGUUUUUCUGCGACCCUUCAGUGAAGUGGAUUGCUUCCUGAAAAUGUGUUUAAACAGCAGAAAGCCCCUGCGGGUUCUUGUGAGCACUAAACCACGGGAGACAGUGAAGAUUCCUGACUCUGCAGAUGGACUUGGGUUCCAAAUCCGAGGCUUUGGCCCUUCAGUUGUCCAUGCUGUUGGGAGAGGAACAGUGGCAGCUGCAGCAGGUCUCCACCCAGGCCAGUGCAUAAUCAAAGUGAAUGGAAUUAAUGUCAGCAAGGAGACUCAUGCAAGUGUUAUUGCUCACGUCACAGCAUGCAGGAAGUAUAGGCGUCCAAUGCAGCAAGACUCUAUACAGUGGAUUUACAACAGCAUUGAAAGUGCACAGGAAGAUCUUCAGAAAACAAAUGCCAAGCCCCCAGGAGAUGAUGGAGGAGAUGCCUUUGACUGCAAAGUGGAAGAGGUAAUUGACAAGUUUAACACUAUGGCAAUAAUUGAUGGGAAGAAAGAUCAUGUAAGCCUGACUGUUGAUAAUGUUCAUUUGGAGUAUGGAGUGGUUUACGAGUAUGACAGCACAGCUGGAAUCAAGUGCCAUGUGUUAGAAAAAAUGAUUGAACCAAAGGGAUUUUUCAGCUUGACUGCAAAGAUUCUGGAAGCACUGGCAAAAAGUGAUGAGCAGUUUGUGCAGAACUGCAACAGCCUCAGUUCCUUAAGUGAAGUAAUUUCUACUGAGCUUCAAAGUAAAUUCAGUGUUAUUUGCAGUGAGAAAAUUGAACAUAUCUACCGAAGAAUUUCUAGUUAUAAAAAGUUUUCAAGAGUAUUAAAAAACAGAGCUUGGCCUACCUUCAAGCAAGCUAAAUCAAAGAUUUCACCACUUCACAGCAGUGAUUUCUGUCCAACCAAUUGCCAUAUCAAUGUAAUGGAAGUUUCUUACCCUAAAACCUCAACUUCUGUUGGAAGUGCUUUUGGUGUACAGUUAGACAGCAGAAAACAUUCUUCACAUGAAAAAGGAAAUAAAAACAAUGACCAAGGUAAACUGAAUCCUAUGAUUUAUGUUCAGCAUAGCAUUACUACUAUGGCUGCCCCUUCAGGACAGUCUCUCAGCCAGCAAGAAGGUCAUGGUCUGAGGUAUCUCUUAAAAGAAGAAGAUUUAGAAACACAAGAUGUCUACCAGAAAUUGCUGUUCAAAUUACAAACUGCACUGAAAGAGAUGGAAACCUGUGUCUGUCAGAUAGAUGACCUUCUUUCUUCAAUAACGUACUCUCCAAAAUCAGAACGUAAAACACCUGAGCCUUUAGUACCAGCAGACAGUGACAAUGAAAAGGGGGAAAGGAAUGGAAAGAAAGUCUGCUUCAGUGUGACAGGUGAUGAACAAGAAGAUUCUGGUCAUGAUACUAUCAGCAAUAGAGAUUCUUACAGCGAUUGCAACAGCAACAGGAACUCCAUUGCGUCGUUCACCAGCAUUUGCAGCAGUCAGUGCAGUUCUUACUUUCACAGUGAUGAAAUGGAUUCAGGCGAUGAGCUUCCCAUAAGUGUUCGAAUCUCUCAUGAUAAACAAGACAAGCUCCAUAGCUGUUUGGAACAUCUUUUUGGUCAAGUUGACUCAAUUGUCAGUCUUCUGAAAGGACCAGCUGUGAUGAGGGCCUUUGAACAGACAAAACACUUCACACCGGGCCGAGGCCUACAAGAGUUUCAGCAGGAAAUGGAACCGAAGCUUAGCUGUCCAAAGAGGUUACGACUUCACAUCAAGCAAGACCCUUGGAACCUUCCCAGCAGUGUCCGGAGUCUUGCCCAGAGUAUCAGAAAAUUUGUUGAAGAGGUGAAGGCACGGAUACUCUUGGCACUUCUGGAGUAUACAGACAGCGAGAUACAACUGAGGCGAGACAUGGUCUUCUGUCAGAGUCUAGUGGCCACUGUCUGUGCUUUUUCCGAGCAACUGAUGGUGGCCUUAAAUCAGAUGUUUGACAACAACAAAGAAUAUGAAAUGGAGACACUGGAGGCCAGCAGAAGGUGGUUGGAACAGAUAGCCAGUGCGGGUGUUCUCCUUCAUUUCCAGUCACUGCUGUCACCUAACCUGGCUGAUGAACAAGCUAUGCUGGAGGAUACACUGGUUGCACUGUUUGACUUGGAAAAAGUUACAUUUUACUUCAGACAAUCAGAGGCAGAACCACUAGUUGCAAAUGUCCCAAUCACAUACCAAGCGGAAGGAAGCCGGCAAACUCUGAAGGUUUACUUCUACCUUGAUACUUACCAUUUCGAACAGCUUCCUCAAAGACUGAAGAAUGGAGGGGGAUUUAAAAUCCACCCCGUACUUUUUUCACAAGCAUUGGAGAGCAUGGAAGGAUAUUAUUACAGAGACAGUGUUUCAGUAGAAGAAUUUCAAGCUCAGAUUAAUGCAGCAUCGCUAGAGAAAGUCAAGCAGUAUAACCAGAAACUACGGGCAUUCUACCUGGACAAGUCAAACCUGCCUCCAAAUUCAACAUCUAAAGCAGCUUACAUAGAUAAGCUGAUGAGGCCACUUAAUUGCUUGGAUGAACUUUACCGACUCGUAGGGUCCUUCAUCCGAUCUAAGCGCACUGCUGCCUGCGCAUACACUGCUUGCAGUGCUUCUGGAGUUGGAUUGCUAUCGGUUUCUUCUGAGCUCUGUAACAGGCUUGGAGCUUGUCACAUCAUUAUGUGCAACAGUGGAGUUCACCGCUGUACCCUGAGUGUUACCUUGGAGCAGGCAAUCAUUCUGGCUCGGAGCCACGGGCUGCCACCUCGCUAUAUCAUGCAAGCUACAGAUGUGAUGCGCAAGCAGGGUGCAAGAGUGCAAAAUACAGCCAAGAACUUGGGAGUGAGGGAUCGAACGCCACAGUCUGUUCCAAGAUUAUACAAGCUGUGCCAGCCACCACCACCAGUUGGAGAAGAAUGAAGGAAACAAUCAAAUAACGGCUUUUAGGACACUGGAACUGUAUGACAAAUGCUAACUGCACUAUAGCAGUACGUGCCUGGGCCUUUGAUAAAUAAAUAAAAAACAACCAACCUUUACUCAGGAUAAAGAAA
Molecule: messenger RNA, 4994 nt
Organism: Centrocercus urophasianus (Greater sage-grouse)
Lineage: Eukaryota; Metazoa; Chordata; Aves; Galliformes; Phasianidae
Gene: PREX2
Product: phosphatidylinositol-3,4,5-trisphosphate dependent Rac exchange factor 2
Exons: 40
Coding region: 43-4863 (1606 amino acids)
Biological process (GO): intracellular signal transduction
Molecular function (GO): protein binding; guanyl-nucleotide exchange factor activity
Source: RefSeq, a predicted model, not a curated record